Molecule: messenger RNA, 477 nt
Organism: Exserohilum turcica Et28A
Lineage: Eukaryota; Fungi; Ascomycota; Dothideomycetes; Pleosporales; Pleosporaceae
Exons: 1
Coding region: 1-477 (158 amino acids)
Source: RefSeq, a predicted model, not a curated record
AUGUUCCGGCAUCGCGUCCAGUGGUGGUCUUACUCGUUCGGUGUCGAAGUUGUCAGAACUAACAGCGGCAUGAAACCGCAAGAGGUCGUGGGAGGGACUUCUACUGCCAUUGUGGGAAUACAGAAGUCGAGCGGCAAGGAGGACCUACAAGGCGGAUACAAGAGUAACCAGCAAGUCUUAGGUAUUAAAAUGACAUUAGAACCGCGCAGUACAAACAGUCAGCUCGUACUACCUUCAAAACUCGCUGGAUCAAGCGCUCACGAAGAGUUAGGAACGUUUAUAUUGUUGCUUGUUGAAUUAGAUGCAUUGCGAAAGCUUUCUAUUCCUUCACCUAUCGGUUUAGACUGUAUGACCUAUGAUCGCGAUUUUGUCGACAUCCUCGAAAAGGCAUGUAAGGUGCCAAAAGAUACCACAGCGCCGUCACACAAGCGGCCGCUCACAAUCCUGCGUGAUCUCGGAGGGUUGGGACAAGACUAG